AUUGUGUUAUACAUCUUAUGAUGUGUACCUAAUAGUUCAAUUGUAUUCACCUGUAGUCCAAUGCUAUAAUUCAUAAUAAAGAUCUGGUUGUCACUGUAGUGUGUACACUGUUUACUUAGCAAGCAUAGUGAAGCUAUUCCUGGAAUUUCCAUGAAUAAAACUAUAGUAUUUAUAGACGGGCCUUGGUCUAGUGUCUAGCUAUCACAUAACUACUAAAUCCUGCUUUUCUCUUUCUUAAUUAUCCUGUCACUGAGCAUUAAACUGGUUUUCUAAUAAUGGCUGCUGUAGUGGGAAGGACUCAGGUACAGAUAAAGGAUGUAGGUAGAAGAGUCACUAUACCUGGUGAUCCAAUAGCAAAGCUCAUGUACUACUUUGAUUGUGUCUGCAGUUGUGUUGAACCUGAUAGUGACUACACUAUACGUCGCCUCAGAGAUUAUCAGAAUUACUCUCGAUUGACCAGCGAAGAAGAGGCUCAACUCAUAGUUCUCUGUCUUGCUCUCAGCCCUGACAACUUGAUUGGAUCGAUAUUUCAUCCAGUCAAUGACUGUGGAUCACUGCCAAACAAAUUUGUUGAGAUAAGUGCUGUCAAAACUGAUCUUCUUGUGACCGAAUCUCUUCUCAUUGGAGGACAGCAGAAAAAAGUACAAAAAGUCAUGUUUUUUGAGAAGAGGUGGAUGGAGACCAACUUCAUUGAGCCAAUUAAAGCAGUGCAGAGGAGACUUAACCCUCCCCCACGUCGUAGGGAAAGCAGUUCCUGCACUAUACUCUGAGAAUGAACCAUUGAACUAUUGUAUGUGAUGCUACUUUAGUAUAGUAUAUAUAACUAGCUAUAUUGCAUUUAGUUAGUAUUGUGUCAUCCCUGCUAUAAUUAUAAUAUUUUAGCUUUGUAUGUAGUUGUUUACUAGUAUUGCUAGUCAGACUGUUCCCCAGCCUACAGUCAUUCUGUAGGCUGGGGAAUGGGGACUAGUUGUUUACAGGAACAAUUACUUGUAGUAGUGUUGGCUUGAUAUUGUAUAGCUGAAGCUCAUGUGCCAAUUGUUUAUUGUUAUAAAGCCUUAUAGAUUUUCUUAGUAUUAUUUCAAAUGC
Amphimedon queenslandica is the source of this 1086-nucleotide messenger RNA. RefSeq lists its product as uncharacterized. The transcript is spliced from 2 exons. The record is from RefSeq and is a predicted model, not a curated record. NCBI's taxonomy places the organism in Eukaryota, Metazoa, Porifera, Demospongiae, Haplosclerida, Niphatidae. The coding region runs from base 276 to 770 and encodes 164 amino acids.